This is a messenger RNA of Pleurotus ostreatus (oyster mushroom), 534 nucleotides long. RefSeq lists its product as uncharacterized. The coding region runs from base 1 to 534 and encodes 177 amino acids. Lineage: Eukaryota; Fungi; Basidiomycota; Agaricomycetes; Agaricales; Pleurotaceae. The record is from RefSeq and is a predicted model, not a curated record. The transcript has a single exon.
AUGUCUGAGCCCGAUAACACCCUCUACGACGCUCAGCAACCCCUCGUCUCGACAGUGUGGCGCCUGUACUUCCUCGAUCAACGAGAAUCAUCCCCUCAUGAUCUCUUUGCGCUGCUGCACUACAUCGAUGUACACGUCGCAAUUCACGUCUUUACGGUCGUACGCACAUGGGAUGGAUCGACCCCAGUAUACUGGAUUAAAUUCAGGAGCGUUACGGAAGCUCUCGUAGCCCGGGGGUUCGCUACGAACGCAGAAGAUGGACUGAGCGUUCAAGUGGCAGGCGCCUUAGUACGAGAAAGCCUGUUCCAACUCGCCGAAGAAGCAGAACGGAAUUCGCGCUACAAAGCGCCUCGCGAACCAAAUCGCUGGGACAAUCCACUGAAGAUAUACGCAACCCCAUUUAAUUCCCCCAACGACGACUUCACGACGCCCGCGCCUUCCUACACAGCUGCGCCCAAACAUCCUAACUCCCAUAGAUCCCUGUAUGACCGUCUACAACGCACGUCCCUCGCCGAACGCCUUUCAUCCGCUUGA